Athalia rosae (coleseed sawfly) is the source of this 2465-nucleotide messenger RNA. It is a transcript of the gene Scgalpha, whose product is annotated as epsilon-sarcoglycan. Bases 448 to 1728 code for a protein of 426 amino acids. The record is from RefSeq and is a predicted model, not a curated record. Gene Ontology annotation, cellular component: sarcoglycan complex. Lineage: Eukaryota; Metazoa; Arthropoda; Insecta; Hymenoptera; Athaliidae. The transcript has 11 exons.
AGAAUGGAAUCCGAAGCAACGGUCCUCCCUCGGAACAUUUGAACGAAUGAAAAUCAACGGACAGCCAACGGCGAGGGUUUGUUUUCGCCAAAUUAUUGCUAAAAAAAUGUUACGAAAGGCCUAAAAAUAUCCGAGUUACGUCGAUCCCGGUGUGUCCCCAACAUAAACGUGAAUUCCGUUCAAGUUUCUACUUUCUGCUAUACGGAACUUGAAGCACGCGCGCGCGUGGACAUCUGUCGUCUGCUCGACUGUCACUUCAAUCCUCAUUAAGAAUGAUUCAGUCGUGAGAAAGUGUAUUCGAGAUUAUUUUACGGAAUGGGUGAAUCGAAAAUUUUCUGACAUCUUGCCACGUUGGAUAAGGGAUUGAAUCCUCAUCGAUUCCACAGCAAGAAAAAGAAUAAUUCAAUAAUCUGUGAAAAUCGGAUCCUGUUCUGAGACGAAUACAGAAUGAAUAAUCUUCACAUUUUCUUUGCGUCAAUCGCAUUGAUGGUAACUUUGGUAACUGCGGAAGACAUAGAAAGCUCCAAGCUAUUCAUUCUUCCAAUAACUCCGGAAUCAUUCAACUGGGGCAUCGAUGGGAAAUACGAUCAAUUCAUUUAUCAACCGUCGUUGUUGAACUCUCCAGAUCUACCACCUUGGAUUCAUUAUACGUACAGUGAGAUAAAUCACAAUGGUUUCUUGUACGGGGUUGCACCACCCGACCAAGCAGACUUUCAGCUCGAAGUUAUUGGACUGAAUAAGUUCACCUACGAAACAAGGUAUAGGAUCAUGGAUAUGAACGUCAAGAAGAAGAAGAACCCAGCUAAGAAUGAAGUGGAAUUGAAAAUUGAUAACUUAAACGUCGACGACAUGUUCAAUAGCAAUCGCACCCAGAAGCUUUUGGACAUUUUUAAAAAUGAAUUAUGGAAAGAUGCUUCGGACCUUUACUUCACGUUUUUGGCAUCUGCUAUCGAAAUGGGAGCUCGACUUCCUCUAAGACCAGGAGAAGCUGAGGGAGUCGUUCUGAGACUGGGUAGCUCUGCAUCAUUCUCAAUGGAUAUGCACGCGCUCCAAGAAGAGGUGAAACCGUUAAAAAAACUGCCCAACUGCCCUCGAGAUUUCAAACGAACCUCCGUGGAGAGAUUGUUCAGAUCCGAGGGAUUCCAUUUAGAUUGGUGCCGCUUCAUAUUGAUCGAGGAGGAUCACAGCCUGCAUCAGGAAAGUGCGAGGCGUGACCCCAAUAUGAAUGUUAUUGGGUUACCGUCCUCAGGAAUUUCUGGUCACACCGAAUGGCGAUGGGCAAGACCGACAAAGGCUGGAACACCGAUCCGAAGUUACUUCAAAGAGAUGGUGAUUACGGUCCUCAUACCUGCCGCAAUACUGUUCAUUCUAGUCAGUUUUUUGUCAGCGACACUUUGCUUGCAUCAUGAAAAAGCAACUGAUCCGGAAUCCCACGGAUAUUUCUACGAGUUAUUUAACGUAUGUGUCGAUCGAAAACCGGGUGUAAGUCCAAAACGAGAGCCAACACCAGUGGAGGGUCUUGGGAAUGGUUCCGAUGUUCAGAUGGUCCAAUAUGCAUCUUUACAAAAAGGAACGCUCAGGUCGCUCUCAGCUCAGCCCUCGAGCCCUGGAAACUCGUUGACGCGCAGUCCAAGAACGUCUGUCGAACGAUGUAAUCCAUACGUCCGACCCAAUCCUCCACCUUACAUGGGACCGAACAACUUAGCUGGGAACCGUGCUGAUUUCUGACUACACGAGGAGCCGGCGAAGACAUGGUUUUGCUAAGAGAGGACCGAAGAUUAGGACCUCCGGACAAAUUGAUUCGAACUCUCAUUUUUUACAUAGACCUCUGGUUACUCGUCAGACAAUUCUGAAGUGAUGUAAAAUGGCUAUGAAAAGAAAUAAGAUCAAUCGAUUCGAAAAACUUCAUCCCCUUCGAUCGAUUCCACAACCAUUCGAAACUGGCUCCAAGAUUUGCCUGCUCCGAGGCAAGCGAAGCGAUUUGAUUGACGUGUAUUGUGAUCGUAUGAUCAUGUAGCACUGUGGUAUAGCGGUUAGAAAUUAGAUUACCAUUUAUCGUAACAGUCUUUUAUAACUUAGGCAUCACUAAUUUUCGAGACCAGGACUUCAAAGCUUCGGAUAGUGCCUGGAACCCUUUUCACCCAUGCUUACAGAAGCUUUACAUAAUUUAAAGUAUGUCAAUAUUUAAUCAUAUCUACGUACAUUGCUUUUUCACACCUCAUGAGUGCAACCGCCUUUGGAUCCUGUUGGAAAAUGUCUUCAUUUUUUAGCGGCCAUUUAUCACAGUACUUUGAGUAUUUGAAGUAUGUUCAUAAUGAGGGUAAUUGUAACACAGCAGAUUGUGACCUCGACACAUGGGUCGAAUACUUUGUAAGGUGAACUUAGAAAGUGAUUGUCAAUAUUAUACGUAAACGUGUGUGCAUUAAUCACUGUACUUUGUGCUAAUAAAAUGCAUUACUAGUAAA